Molecule: messenger RNA, 1097 nt
Organism: Otolemur garnettii (small-eared galago)
Lineage: Eukaryota; Metazoa; Chordata; Mammalia; Primates; Galagidae
Gene: MED7
Product: mediator complex subunit 7
Exons: 2
Coding region: 109-810 (233 amino acids)
Biological process (GO): regulation of transcription by RNA polymerase II
Cellular component (GO): mediator complex
Molecular function (GO): transcription coregulator activity
Source: RefSeq, a predicted model, not a curated record
CGGUGUUGUUAACUUGCUCCUGGAGACGCUUCUCGGAAGUCGGUCUGGCCCGCGGUGGAGAAGGUGGUUACGCGGCUAGACUGAAAGCUGAGGUCUUGAUCUUCCACAAUGGGUGAACCACAGCAAGUGAGUGCGCUUCCACCACCUCCAAUGCAAUACAUCAAGGAAUAUACAGAUGAAAAUAUUCAGGAAGGCUUAGCUCCCAAGCCUCCCCCUCCAAUAAAAGACAGUUAUAUGAUGUUUGGCAACCAAUUCCAGUGUGAUGAUCUUAUCAUCCGCCCUUUGGAAAGUCAGGGCAUUGAACGACUUCAUCCUAUGCAGUUUGAUCACAAGAAAGAACUAAGAAAACUUAAUAUGUCUAUCCUUGUUAAUUUCUUGGACCUUUUAGAUAUAUUGAUAAGGAGCCCUGGGAGUAUAAAACGAGAAGAGAAACUAGAAGAUCUUAAGCUGCUUUUUGUACAUGUGCAUCAUCUUAUAAAUGAAUACCGACCCCACCAAGCAAGGGAGACCUUGAGAGUCAUGAUGGAGGUCCAGAAACGUCAACGGCUUGAAACAGCUGAGAGGUUUCAGAAGCACCUGGAACGAGUAAUUGAGAUGAUUCAAAAUUGCUUGGCUUCUUUGCCUGAUGAUUUGCCCCAUUCAGAAACAGGGGUGAGAGUAAAAAGUGAACCAAUGGAUGCCGAUGAUAGCAACAACUGUACUGGGCAGAAUGAACAACACAGAGAAAAUUCAGGUCAUAGGCGAGACCAGAUUAUAGAAAAAGAUGCUGCCUUGUGUGUUCUAAUUGAUGAAAUGAAUGAAAGACCAUGAAGGAUGUUUCUCUUUCUUCUUUUUUGCUUUUGAUACAUAGCUCAUAUGUUAAUUUUCCUUUGGACAGUGUUAGGAGAAAUACAGCUAACAAUGUAAAUGGCUUUUAGUCUUGACUCUCCAACUACUUUAGUUAUGAGAAGUCAUAGGUAUUAAUUUUGCUGUGUAACAAGCAUGGCAAAUGAGUACCCUUACAUUAAGAGUAAUCAUUUUAAAAAACAAAGUAUAUGCUGCUGUUGUGUGAGACAUUCCUAUUUUUUUGGAGUUCCAGUAAAACAUUGAAAAUAACC